Molecule: messenger RNA, 393 nt
Organism: Gongylonema pulchrum
Lineage: Eukaryota; Metazoa; Nematoda; Chromadorea; Rhabditida; Gongylonematidae
Source: the annotation of a GenBank genome assembly
UUGCAGUUAUGUGACUGGAAAUCGACUUUGGAUGCCUCAAAUGAUGCACUGAAACUGAAUGCCAGCAAUACUAAAGCACUGUUCAGACGUGCAAAUGCUUACGCUAACUUGAAUUUCAUCGAAGAGGCAAUUGAGGCUCUGAACAGCGCACAUAAAAUUGAUCCCAGUGAUGAGCUGAUCAUCAAGGAGUUGCAGCGAUUGAAGGUGCGACUAAAACUGUGUCGUGAGCAAGAACGAUCACUGUACAAACGGAUGAUAGCCGGUGCUCACAGAGAUGGCAAAUACCACCAACUGUACAGAUUCAUUCAUCGUUUCAGGUACACAUUGCUAGCAUUCUUCGUUGUUGUAUUUGCCUUAUUCAUUUAUUUCCUUCGUAUUGUUAUGGAAUGGUAA